Nothobranchius furzeri (turquoise killifish) is the source of this 2273-nucleotide messenger RNA. RefSeq names its product trafficking protein particle complex subunit 6B, like (gene trappc6bl). Gene Ontology annotation, cellular component: TRAPP complex; cis-Golgi network; trans-Golgi network. NCBI's taxonomy places the organism in Eukaryota, Metazoa, Chordata, Actinopteri, Cyprinodontiformes, Nothobranchiidae. The record is from RefSeq and is a predicted model, not a curated record. Gene Ontology annotation, biological process: regulation of GTPase activity; endoplasmic reticulum to Golgi vesicle-mediated transport.
CACCAAUUUGUUGUUUGUCAACCGCAAUUAAGCAAGCAGAAGAAGGAGAAGGAAAAGCGUUUGGCAGCUACGGUAGUUGUAGCCCUCAGCUGUAUUUAAAACUAGCAUUUUUGGUAUAGUGAACUCGUACGUUGAUUUUUGUCUUGUUUUUAUUGAUAAUAUGCACAAAUCAAUGUAUAUAAAAUAGGCUAUCGCGACUUAAACUGUUUGUUAGGAAACAACUUACACCAUUUAGCUAAUAGCUGAAGCUAAUCAGAGAGCUAUCACAUCCGAGUGUUUGUUAGAAUGGCAGACGAGUCCCUGUUUGAAUUUCUCCAUUUGGAGAUUGUUUCCCAUAUUUUUAGUCAGCAGUCAGGCAAAGGAGAGAUGGACAACAAGGACAGAGCUGUCUGUAUUUCUGUUUUGGAAGCCAUGGGCUUCAGGGUGGGACAAGGUCUCAUUGAGAGGUUGACCCGGGACUCUCCCAGCUUUAAAGAUGAAUUGGACAUCAUGAAGUUUGUCUGCAAAGACUUCUGGACCAAAGUGUUCAGGAGGCAGGUGGACAACCUCAGAACAAACCAUCAGGGUACCUAUGUCCUUCAAGAUAACAAGUUUGCGCUACUAACUCAGCUCUCCAAUGGAAAACAAUAUCUGGAUCAGGCCCCUAAGUAUCUUGCGUUUUCGUGCGGUGUGGUGAGAGGAGCUCUGUCUAACCUCGGUCUGGAGAGCGUGGUGACAGCCGAGGUUUCUAGCAUGCCUUCAUGUAAGUUUCAGGUGGUGAUCCAGAAGUCGUGAACCAAUUAUGUUUACGGCAGAAGAUGAGUGCAUCGUAGUUCUUGCUCUUUCAUCAAGCAUCACGGCUGCAGAAGGGAUCAAAUAUCACAACCGGACUACACGGAUUGUCCCUCUAAGAGAGUGAAACAGACUUUUAAAUUGGGUUGCAGAUAAUGGACAGAGAAUGUCUGUUUCCUUCUUUAUUUUGAUUGAGGUUUUGUUCAUUUUUACUGUUUAGUAAAUGACAGGAUCUCUAGUUUACAGAGGACCUUGAUUCUGGUUCACCUUAUUCAGCUUAUUAGAAAUGUUCCAGUUACUACAUCAGCAUACAUUUAAAUGUUUUUGUCAAUGCACUGUAUUUUUUGUAAUGUGUUGCAGAGUUUAGUCUUGUAAAUGUUACUGGAAAACCUCUAAACACAUAAAAACUAAAAUCAGAACAAAGAAUAAAUAUUUAAACUCUACCACCUGCAGGACUGCCAUCUCUGACGCAAUGAGUGUGAGACAUUUGAAUGUCUUCACACGCUCUCACGUCACACACCCAAAUUCUCCUGCUGAAAAAAGUUAAAACUAUCUGAGCUACACAUUACACUACUGUACACGCUCCCCUAGCUACAGCACUACAAUGUCUGUCUUAAAUUGAACUUGUUUGAACAAGAUGGGGAAUUGAUGCCCCCAGUGGUGAAAAGCUAGAACUAAACUCUGGUUCUGUUAAACCAUAGAAAUAUGUUACCCUGAAGCAGAAAAAAAUUAUCCAAAUUGUUUUUGUCCUUUUGUAAAUAUUAACAUUGAGGAUAAGGAGGAGGAGGAAUAGGGAACUGCACAUAAAGUUACAAUAUUUAGUAGAAACUUCCUGUCAAUUUUUUCUAAGGAAAUGCUACAGCAUCUUGGCGUUGUAAACAAUGUUUCACCCUAAAAGCAUUUAUCUUCAUUUAGAUGAAAACAAUUUAAAUUUUAUUUAUGUAAUUGUGUUAAACAUGAUGGUUGUGUGCUGUGGCCGACUGGUCAUUAGAAGCACCAGGACGCUAAAUUUCCGCCCUUUUCCGGUCGGCUCAUGGGUCCCUUGAAUAGAAAAAAAGCAAUAUAAGUGAAUAUGUGUUAAUUAAACAGAAGUUAUUUGUCACAUUUGAGAUUUAUUGGCUUGUAAAAAUGCAUAAUUAACCCUUUGAUGCAUAAUGGUCACUACAGUGGACAGGUACUCAUAAUUGUUAUUUAUUUUUGCUAUUAAGCACAGCUGUUGAAGACUUUAUUGCAUUUGAGCCCCUCCAUUUGGACUUCAAGCCAACAUAUUUCAUGUUCAGCAUGCACGCUGUCCACUAAGGUGGACAUGUAAUAAAUUAUUUGUAAAUUAAAUGUUACAAAAAACAUGUAAAUAUGAAAUUUGUUUCAUUCACACCUAAAGAUGAAUGAAAAAAAAUUGUUAAAGAUAAAUCAUGGUUGAAGAUUUCAUAAUUCAUGCAUCAAAGGGUUAAAAAGACAAAAAAGUUUCUUUGUCUAAAUAAACAUAAUUGAAUUACUUCUAA